Laccaria bicolor S238N-H82 is the source of this 1065-nucleotide messenger RNA. RefSeq lists its product as uncharacterized. The record is from RefSeq and is a predicted model, not a curated record. Bases 1 to 1065 code for a protein of 354 amino acids. NCBI's taxonomy places the organism in Eukaryota, Fungi, Basidiomycota, Agaricomycetes, Agaricales, Hydnangiaceae. The transcript has 3 exons.
AUGGUGUUUCCCGGAGGUGAUUUGCUUCCCUUGAAGGGACGCAUGUACAACAGUACCGCCCACACAGAGGUCAAAGAAGCACUAUAUCCCGGUACUACCACAACCCUUGUUUGCAAGGCAUGGCUCCUAUCUAGUCGGGAAUACCUUUUUCAAGUGGUAGCCCUCAACCACCAAAAUGUCGAUUCCUUCACAUCACUCAUCAUCAGCUCACUUUCUACCAUUCCCCCGCAUGUCAAGCGCCUCCAACUUGUCCCAGAACACAUAGACCGUCGGUGGCUACGUCGGUUGGUACCAUUCCUCGAGGUAUUGACAUCCGUCACCAUUCUGCGUCUCGAGAAUGUUGAUUGGGUUAACUUGCCCCCAACGUCUCGAGCCAAUCUCCUUUCCAACUUUCGGCUUACCCUCACUUGCCUACAUUUACGGGAUAUCGUCUUCGAGACAUUUGGCCAGGUGGUCGACAUCAUAUGCGAGUUCCCUCUCCUGCGCUCCGUCGACCUGGAGAGAGUCCAUUGGGGAGAUUGUAAAUCCGUGGUCGUUAAACGUCUUCCCCCACUGGUAACAAAGUUACGAUUGCAAGCAUGCCCCCUGCGCAAAUUCCACAGUUGGCUCAUGUCCCAAAGGCCCAUACCCAUUAUCGACCAUUUAGACGUCGGUCCUAUUGACGAAUCUGAUAUAUUGACAGUCGCCAGAUACCUAGUGUUCCUUGGCCACAAGCUGCGUACUCUCAAAGUAUCGUUCAAAUGCGGAGAGAACGGACAGAGGUGUCCAGAUAAUGUCGUCUUUGAUGCAAACACCUCUCAGACACCCACCUCACUCGAUUCCAAAGACAACUCAAGCUCUAUACUUAACGCUGAGUUUAGGAAACGUGUCGGGGGCGGAACAUGUUCAAGUGUGAGCCGGUUGACAGGCCUUCGCUCCAUUCACAUCAAGGAUUUCGUGCAAGCUAGCUCAGGCGCCACCCAUCGCGGUGUCAGGACCCUGGUCUGUCAGGUCGUUCGGUUUACAAGAAGUCGUUAUGGAAGUCACGCUUGGAAAAGUUGCAGAGCUCGACGUGCUCACCAUUGA